Pararge aegeria (speckled wood butterfly) is the source of this 1191-nucleotide messenger RNA. It is a transcript of the gene betaggt-II, whose product is annotated as geranylgeranyl transferase type-2 subunit beta. Gene Ontology annotation, molecular function: Rab geranylgeranyltransferase activity. Gene Ontology annotation, biological process: protein geranylgeranylation. The transcript has 6 exons. The coding region runs from base 54 to 1055 and encodes 333 amino acids. NCBI's taxonomy places the organism in Eukaryota, Metazoa, Arthropoda, Insecta, Lepidoptera, Nymphalidae. The record is from RefSeq and is a predicted model, not a curated record. Gene Ontology annotation, cellular component: Rab-protein geranylgeranyltransferase complex.
CAACAAGUUUCUUAUUUAUAUAAAUAAUACUAUUCUCUAUUCAAUAAAUCGCUAUGUCUUUUAAAACCAAAGAUGUAACUCUUUCCGAAGACCGACCAAAAGCGUUGCUUUUGCAAAAACAUUCAGAUUACUUAGCCAGUUAUGGUUUGAAUAAAGAAGAUUAUGAGUUCUGCAUGACGGAAUACCUGCGAAUGUCUGGCAUUUACUGGAGUCUUACUGCUAUGGAACUGAUGGCCCAAUCAUCAAGAAUGCCCAAAGAUGAUAUAAUAUCAUUCAUAGCAUCCUGCCAGGACAGUGAGAGUGGAGGCAUAUCGGCAAGCAAUGGCCAUGACCCCCACAUGUUGUAUACGCUAAGUGCUGUUCAGGUUCUAGCUAUGUAUGACAAAUUGGACGCCAUAGAUGUUGAAGGAGUGGUCAGAUAUGUAUCUUCAUUGCAGCAAGAAGAUGGCAGCUUCUUUGGUGACAUAUGGGGUGAAGUAGACACAAGGUUCUCAUUCUGCGCUGUAAUGUGCUUAUCUCUGCUGCAUCGACUGGAUGCCAUUGAUGUCAACAAAGCUAUUGAUUUUGUGUUGAGUUGUAUGAACUUUGAUGGCGGGUUUGGAUCCAAGCCAGGCUCUGAGAGUCAUGCGGGGUUAAUAUACUGCUGCGUGGGUACACUGUCGAUAUGCAAGCGCAUGGACGCGCUUAAGGCAGAUGAGCUUGCUUGGUGGUUAUGCGAGCGACAGUUGCCCAGCGGUGGGCUUAACGGCAGACCAGAGAAGCUACCUGACUUGUGCUAUUCAUGGUGGGUAAUGUCAUCACUAUCAAUGCUAAACAGAAUAGAUUGGGUGGACAAGAAAAAUCUUGAACAAUACAUUCUAGCCUGCCAAGACGCAGAAACAGGAGGCUUCAGUGAUCGACCAGGGGACAUAACUGACCCCUUCCAUACUUUAUUUGGCUUGGCCGGCCUUUCCUUACUUGGCAAUACCACUAUAAAGCGGGUGAAUCCCACAUACUGUAUGCCUCAAGAAACCAUAGAUAGAUUGAAAUUGGAACCACAGAUUCUAGAAAUUUAAGAAUAAUAAUAUUUUUUAAAUAGGCACAUGUUAAAUCUAAUGUUAUCUUUUAUUCGUAUAAAUUACGACAGAAUUAAAUCAGAUGUUUAAAUAAUAAUACAGUACAGUUGCUUAUACGAAGUUAAUUGGGAUAAAA